Messenger RNA from Thalassophryne amazonica, 3899 nucleotides. RefSeq names its product DNA-damage inducible protein 2 (gene ddi2). Gene Ontology annotation, biological process: proteolysis. The record is from RefSeq and is a predicted model, not a curated record. Gene Ontology annotation, molecular function: protein binding; aspartic-type endopeptidase activity. Bases 176 to 2863 code for a protein of 895 amino acids. The transcript has 10 exons. Lineage: Eukaryota; Metazoa; Chordata; Actinopteri; Batrachoidiformes; Batrachoididae.
AUCUGGCAACACUGAGUCACGACUCCACAGUCCGUAUUGCGACAUGUCGGAAAACAUUGUGCGUGUGAAAUGCGGCAUUUCUGAGCAGGGACUUGAUGUUGUUAACUUAUUGAUUUAAAAGGAAACUGUGACAUCCUAAACACGGCUGUGUGCGGUGAUUGUGCCCCAAAAAGCGAUGCUGGUCACCGUUUUCUGCGCGCCGAGGGAUCGCCCAGAAUCCACCUUCGCCCUCGAUGUGUGUCCGGAGCUGGAACUCAGAGACUUUGUGGCGCUUUGUGAGCUGGAAUCAGGAAUUCCAGCCGGAGAGAUUCAGAUAACAUAUGUAGAACAGCCACUAAAAGACCCCACUCGUGCCUUGGGGACCUACGGUGUGAAGGAUGGAGACGUGGUGGUUCUCAGGCAAGCUGAUAGAAUGCCACCACCGACUCAACCAGCCUUCCCAGGUCUUCCCCUUAUUGACUUUCGUUCCAUCACAGUUCCGGGCACCUCCUCUUCAUCCAGCUUAAGAGGUGCUACUAAGCCACAGAAUCAAGCGCUACAGCAGCAGCCUAAGGCACAACCUUCCACGCCAAUGGCCUUUCGCGGCUCCGGCUCCUUUCCUCAGGGGCUCGAUGAUCCUGCUUUACUCCAGCAGAUGCUGCUAUCCAAUCCACAUGAGCUGUCACUCCUGAAGGAGCGCAACCCACCACUUGCCGAGGCCUUGCUGAGCGGAGACUUAGAGCGUUUCACCAAAGUGCUGCUGGAGCAACAGCAGGAUAGAGUCCGGAGGGAGCAGGAAAGAAUCAAGCUUCUUACCGCUGAUCCUUUUGAUUUGGAAGCUCAAGCAAAAAUUGAGGAGGACAUCAGGCAACACAAUGUGGAAGAAAAUAUGACUAUUGCAAUGGAGGAGGCACCGGAAAGUUUUGGGCAAGUGGUUAUGCUCUACAUUAACUGUAGAGUCAAUGGCCAUCCUGUGAAAGCUUUUGUUGACUCAGGAGCCCAGAUGACUAUAAUGAGCCAAGCGUGUGCUGAGCGCUGUAAUAUUAUGCGUCUGGUGGACCGACGCUGGGCUGGGAUCGCCAAGGGAGUGGGCACCCAGAAGAUCAUUGGCAGAGUUCAUCUGGCUCAAGUCCAGAUAGAAGGGGAUUUCUUGCCUUGUUCUUUCUCUAUCUUGGAGGACCAGCCCAUGGACAUGCUGCUGGGCCUGGACAUGCUGAAGAGACACCAGUGUUCCAUUGACUUGAAGAAGAACGUGCUUUUAAUAGGUACUACAGGCACUGAAACUCGCUUCCUGUCUGAGGCAGAGCUGCCCGAGUGUGCCCGCCUGGCGUACGGUGCAGAGGGGCGUGAAGAUGCCCGGCCGGAUGAGCUAGCUGACAGAGAAUUAGCAGAGGCACUUCAAAGGUCUAUACAGGAAACUGACACUGCAGAUGGACAAGCUACCUCACUGCAGCCCAAACCAUUCGCAUUACCCAGAACCUUAGAGCAAAUGUCCUCAUCCUCCUCCCUUUCCCAAAGCCUUUCCUCUGGUCAGCCCCAAAAUCCAAUGCAGGACUCCUCUCAAUCUGUCGCAGCCACCAUGGAGCAGGCUUCAGCACCAGGGCAUUGUCAGGACCAGCCAAGCUUCCAGGAACUUCCUCAGCUUUCAGCUCCAGCAGAGGAAACUGGUUUUACACCACAUCAGGUCAGUUCCCCUCCUCCUGCCCUUAGCAGCUCUGACGUGCUUCCUGUUCCCAGUCCAACACCAGAAGACCUCCCAUCAACUCUCCCUCCUGUAGAUGUGGCUGCAAAUGGCAUUCCAGUUCCCCAGAAUUCAGGGGGUGAGGUACUGCCUGGAAACACAGAAGGUGAUGCUGAAACAGAUGCAAUGGAGAACAGCAUCAUGCUCCCCCACCCAGAGGAAAUUUCACCCAUUCAGCCCAUGGAUGAGGAGGUGAAAAGGUGUGGCACUGCUGAUGAAAUAGAAGUAUGUGAGAGUGCUCCUGCUCAGCCUGAGUCAAUUGAAAUGGAGUUCCUCCCAGACUCUCAGGUAGCAGCUCCCUUUGAGAGGGACCAUCCUGAUGGAGAACACUACACCAACACUGAGAGCAUCCCCUCACUGGCAGCCACUCUGAAGGAGCUUCACGAGCUCCUGGUCUCCAACAACGUCACUCAGUCACAGAACCGCUCUCCCGCAAAGUCUUUCAGGCCUGAUGCUGACAGAGUGUCACUUGAGCCAUGUACCCAAGGAGCUGAAGAUGCCCAGCCUACUCUUUCUCCUACCAUCAUGACUGAACCUAGUGACACCAAAGCCAACAAUGCUGCUGUGUCUGAUGAAGGACCAUUUAAGUGUGUUGUACUUAACCUCUCUGGCCAUGAUGAUCAUCUGGGUGGAGACAUACCAGAAACUUUGGAGGAACAAGUGCCACUACAAGAUCCAGGUGAGAGGAGGGUGGACAAAUGUCAACAGGAUGAUGAUAAUGUCAGCAUUUCUCAGCCCGAGCCAGAAGGGCCUUCAGCUCCAGGAGGGGACCUGGAGAUCAGGGAGUUGUCUGAGGUCCAGCAGAGCCUAGAGGUUACAGAUGAAAGUCAGGAUGAUGAUGUCCCAGACACACUUGUUCUGCAGAGAGAGCACAACCUUUUGCCAGCGAUAGUGGGUUCACUUGAGGACAGUUCAUCCCCUGCUGCUGCUCCUCGUGCUACAGCACCUCAACCAACAUCUCCAGCUACUCUUCUCUGUGUGCCGCAGCCCCUUAGAGAACAGUUUCCAGCUGAGCACAUCCAGAGAAUCCAAGCAGCUGGCUUUUCUGCCCAGGAAGCUGCAGAAGCACUGGAAAAAGCCCACGGAAUUGUGGAGGUUGCUCUGCUGGCGCUACUAGCCCGCAGUAUCACUGUGCCAACCUAGACUAAAAAAAAAAAAAAAAAAAAAACCCAUGCGAGUCUCCAGCCUCACACCUCGGCUUCUGUCUUAUUUUUUCAAUUUAUUAUUAAUACAGAUGUCCCAGUUCCUUCUGAUGAGAGUGCGGACAGCACGGUUUUGUCGUACAGAAUGUCGGCAGACAAACAGGACUACUGCUCGGACUUUUCUGGAUUUGGCAAAUAUGUGAGGUGUGUUUGCAUGCAGAUGUUUUGGUUCCCACCCAGUUUGGUGGUUUUUACCAAUCAAUUUGGUCUGGUAGAUUCCCCCCACCCCCCCAAACCUUACCAUAGUAUUAACUGCCCAAUGUACAAUUGGUUAUUGAUGCAAAAUUAUAACAUUUUUCUUUAAUAGCUCACAAAGCUAUCUUUACUUGCAGUUGUGUAAGGCAUGAAGAUGCGCUGCAUAAAUAAAUUAAUCUCAAUUUAUGCAGCCUUAUACUCCUGUGCCAGAGCAACUUUCUGGUAAAACACAUCUCAUUCAGCACAAGUGAUCUCCUGAAAGCUCAUAUCUACGUACAAAUCACAAAGUUAUGAAGACAUAUUUUAUUGCGCAUCAGUUUAAGGAGGGUUGAUCUUUGUUCAUACAGUAUAAAAAUCAUUUCUCCGUGUUUUUUUUUUUUUUUUUUUGAAUGACAUUCAAAUCUUGAAUAAUGUCCUGCUGUAUUUACAGCUGCCACCAUACGGAAACAUCGGGUAUAAUUUAAAUGUGUUUGGGAAAAUAAGAUGAUGGCUUCUUCUUUUUUUAUUUUUUUAAAUCAGUAUGUGUAUUACAGAUGGUGUCAUGUACUGUAUCGUUUUCCGCAGUUUGAAAACUUUGCAAUUUGUAGUUUCCAAAGCUUUUCAGUCUUUUACUGUUUUGUCAGAUCAUAGAAUGUCCAUUUCUGUCAGUCUUUGUUGUUGAGUCAUCUCACGAUUUUAAAUGGCUUUAUUUGAGUCAUACCGACAAUUUUGAGGCAGAUUGAAUUAUUUACUUGUAUCUUAUAUGAAAUUUUUAAUUUCAAAUAAAAUGGAAAGUGUUUGUA